Phycodurus eques (leafy seadragon) is the source of this 4700-nucleotide messenger RNA. RefSeq names its product catenin (cadherin-associated protein), delta 1 (gene ctnnd1). Gene Ontology annotation, biological process: cell-cell junction assembly; cell-cell adhesion. Gene Ontology annotation, molecular function: cadherin binding. Gene Ontology annotation, cellular component: cytoplasm; plasma membrane; adherens junction. The record is from RefSeq and is a predicted model, not a curated record. Lineage: Eukaryota; Metazoa; Chordata; Actinopteri; Syngnathiformes; Syngnathidae.
CCCCCCGCCCGCCAGUCUCCUGCUCUCCCCAGCAGAGGAGUAGGAAGAGCCUUCAGCCCAGCCAAGUGAACAACAAGCCUGCCACAGGGGGAAAUUGCACUGUGUGUGAAUGGAGCAGUGUGCGAGUACGGCCUCCCUGCUGGCCUCCGUGCGGGAGCAGGAGAGGCAGUUUGAGAUGCUGAGCCGAGCUCUGGAGGAGGAGCGGAGGUCGUGUGCCGGCACUUUGCCCCGCCCCCUCCCCAACAUGCAGAACGGCCGCCUUCCUUGUGAUGCAGAGAUAGAGAGGCUAACACUUAACGAGGGUUACGUCAACGGAACACAUCAUUUCAGGAUGGAGCCUGGUCAGAUGGUACAGGAGACAUACACAGUGGAGGAAGAGCCCCAGGAGUCCAACCCUGUGGUAUCUGUGGAGACCAAUGAGGAUGGCACCACAAGACGCACAGAAACCACGGUAAAAAAAGUAGUAAAGACCACUACCACACGCACAGUCAUCCCCUCAGUAUCCGACACACUUUCCUUGGAUGGCGGGGGUUCUGUGACGGGUAUUGGAGCCUACAUCACACCCAUGGACCGUGGCUACAGGCAGGCACCUGGAGUAGGUGUACCCAUGGAAUACCCCAUCCACACUGUGCCCCGCAACUACCAAUAUGGACCUCCGGGUGGCUAUGAGGACUAUCGUGCUGGACCCCCAUCUGAAUCAUACGCAAGCCUCAACAGGGGUGCUCGCAUGGAGGAUCGCUAUAGACCAGUCCAUCCAGAUGGUUAUCGAACUCUGGAUCCAAGCUACAGAGCACCCAGCAGGAACCAGCUAGACCCUUAUGCUGCUCAGCCACAGGUUGGCCGAAUGGGAAGUGCAAUGGAGCUCUCCUCAAUCCCGCGGUUUGUUCCAGAGCCAUAUGGACUGGAAGAUGAUCGGCGAAGCAUGGGUUAUGAUGAACCUGACUAUGGCAUGGGACAUCCAGUGCACUACAGCACUGUGCCCCGUAACCACCAUGGCUUUCCCCAAGGGCCACCACGUAGGACUGGGAGUUACGAGGGCACUCUGGAUGGUGAUAUGAGUGGUCCAGGGGACUUGUACUAUUGGGGAGGAGGUGCCCCUAUGGCACAGGGUGAAAGAGGAAGCAUGGCUUCAUUGGACAGCACUCUGAGGAAAGGCCCAGGUCCAGGUGGCUGGCGUCAGCCAGAGCUGCCAGAGGUUGUUGCCAUGCUCAACUACAGGCUGGAUCCAGUCAGGAGCAAUGCUGCUGCAUACUUGCAGCAUCUCACUUACAAGAAUGAUAAAGUGAAGUCAGAGGUUCGACGAUUGAAAGGGAUCCCAGCGCUCGUUUCUAUGCUUGACAACCCAAAUAAAGAGGUUCACUACGCAGCCUGUGGAGCGUUAAAGAACAUUUCGUAUGGUAAAGAUCCUGACAACAAAAUUGCCAUCAAGAACUGUGACGGAGUGCCUGCCUUAAUUAGGCUUCUGAGGAAGACCCAUGACCAGGACCUUACUGACUUAAUAACAGGGACACUUUGGAACCUGUCAUCUCAUGACUCGGUAAAAAUGGAGAUUGUGGACCACGCAUUACACGCCCUCUCCGAUGAAGUGAUAGUGCCUCAUUCAGGCUGGGAACGUGGGAGCAAUGGUGGAGGAGGGGAGGAAAACUGUAAGCCCAGACACCUGGAGUGGGAGACAGCUCUCACCAACACAGCGGGCUGCCUGAGAAAUGUGAGUUCGGAGCGAAGUGAAGCAAGGCGGAAGCUGAGGGAGUGCACAGGAUUGGUGGAUUCUCUCAUGUACAUCGUCCAGUCCCAGAUUGACUGUAAAGAUGUUGACAAUAAGCUCAUAGAGAACAGUGUGUGUCUGUUGAGAAACCUAUCCUAUCACGUGCAUCGUGAAAUCCCAGGGUGUGAGCGGUACCAAGAAGCUGCACCUGUUAACCAGGGCCCGGCCCCGUCCAGCCAGAAGGGCGGCUGUUUUAGCUCACGCAAGAGUAAAGAUGAGUGGUUUUCCAAAGGAAAGAAAGAUGAGGAUCCAGCUGCAGACAUAAUAGACAUUCCAAAGAGGACCACACCUGCAAAAGGCUAUGAGCUGUUGUUCCAACCAGAGGUGGUCCGCAUCUAUACCUCUCUGCUCAAGGAGUCUAAGAACCCCACCGUGUUGGAGGCCUCAGCAGGAGCUGUUCAGAAUUUGUGCGCUGGACGCUGGACGUAUGGGCGGUAUAUCCGUGCCCUGCUACGCCAGGAGAAAGGUCUGCCCAUGAUGACUGAACUACUGGCUCACGGCAAUGACAGAGUGGUUCGAGCAAUGUCAGGAGCCCUACGCAACCUGGCGAUUGAUGCUCGUAACAGAGACCUACUGGGUAAGCACGCAGUGCCUCACCUAGUGGCGAACCUUCCUGGUGGCGGUCAGAGUCAGCCCGUGCGAGCGCUGUCAGAAGAAACAGUGGUGUCUGUGUUGAGCACGCUUCAUGAGGUGCUGGGCUCUAGCUUGGAGGCUGCAAAGACUCUCAGGGCCUCACAAGGAAUUGAGAGGCUAGUCCUCAUCAAUAAGGACGGCAAUCGUUCAGAGAGGGAAGUGCGUGGAGCUGGGCUGGUACUGCAGACUGUAUGGGCCUACAAGGAGCUGCGGCGCACUUUGGAGAAGGAUGGAUGGAAAAAAACAGACUUCAUGGUGAACCUUAACCCUCCCAGCAGCAACACGAGGACCAAUGGAGGAUAUGAGGACAGCACUGUGCCUCUCAUAGGUGACAAAGGUGAACGAGAAAUUAUUCCAAUGAAUGACAUGGGACCAGACGCCUACUCCACACUGGACCAGCGAGGGAGAAGGAACACUCUGGACAAUACAAUCGAACCCGAUGAUAAAGAUGUAGUGCAGAAAAACUGAUAGUGUGCAUUACAAAGCGACAUCCUCCCGGCCACUGCCCUUGCUGAACUGACAAAGAGGGACCAGAACACUACCAAGGGGACAAGCCACCACCAUUUUCUUACUCUCCUCUGUCCUCUUCAUGCUUUUGCAGCACAUCUUCAUGACAUUCCUUCUUUUUGCAGCUGACAAGCCAAUGAAACACCCAAAAAACUGGAAAAGUGAUGUGGCUCUAUGACAACAAGAUUGUGACACUUUGACCACUUUUUACUCUCGAAGUCCCUACACUACACAACGAGAAUGAGUCAGAUACUCUGAUAAAGACCCUUCUACCCUACAUCUCUGCUUACCGACACUACAACUUGCCUGGAAAACACUAAUGCUCUAUUUCAGGUCUGACAGUUGGGAUUGGAACAUGACGUUUGGGGGAAAUUGUACAUGAAUUUGUUUAAAAGAAAUUUAGGGGUUGUGUAAUUCCCCCCCCCCCCCCCCCCCCCCCUUUUAAUGGGUGUGGACUACAGAAAGAUUUGUUACCAUUGAGAAACUGUUGAUUGAGUGACUCUGAUACAUGGAUUUGUGUUUUGUAGUGGUUAUUCCUGUUUUUGCUUUGUGCUGUAUGACGUAUACAUGUGCCAAAUGACAAUGCCGCCACUAUAACUGCCAUUGCUGAAUUCUCCUUUUAACAACUUUGAUGAAGCAGUCAUCAGCUUUUUGUACAAAGUUUUUCUUUGUGAAAGUCCAUCCCUUGGAAGCAGGGGCAUUCUACAGUUUCUGUAUUUGAUAUCAAUAUACAUGGGUGUAGGUUUUGACUUUGGGGUAUCCUAUGAAAGAUUAUGAAAAUCUUCACCUGUGUUGUCUGAUAUAUCAUGCUAGCUACCGCAAAUCCCUUACAUUUGUAAUUCAUCAGAGGCAAUUUCUUUUAUUUGCAAAGUCCAUAAUCUGAAUGUGUAAUACAGUACUGUUUUUAACAGUGAUUGUGUGGGCCAACUGGAGUGCCUUGAAUACUCAGGACAGGUAUGAUGGGUGUGUCAAACCAUAAUGUGGCUAGUCUAUCACUGUCUCACGAUAUGGAAUGCUGGCGUUUUGUCUUCUCCCAGUUAAUGGAAUACAUCUGUUUUUGAGUAAGCGUUGAUUUUUGUUAAAUGUGGUUCGAAAACAAGAUUCUUGUGUUCUGUAUAUGUGCGCCACAAACACAUAGCCUACCUGCCUUGUAAGUCGACAGAACACCACAUGCGAGAAGAAAGUUGUCUUUUUUUUGCCCACAUUUUCAAGUUCUGUGCGUAUUCUGUAGAGGACAACACACACUAGUGCAAAGUAAGAUGUAGAUAAUAAUGAAAAAAAAAAGCACGAGGUGAUGUUUCCUUUUGCUUCAGUUUUUCCUUGCCAACUGCCGAAUUUUCAAGUUGCCUUGAAUAGUGGACUGACAAAAAGAAUGGUAAAUUGGAAGGGAUUGUGUUGGUUUCUCUUAGGAGGCAUAGACCAGAAAUUUCCUGUUAGAUGGAGGACGGAGAAAAAAAAAAUAAAAAUAAGUUAAAGCACAUUUAUACGACACACACACACACACACACACACACACGAGAAUAUUUGUUAAUUUUAUGGCUAUGUAUUUUUUUUAUAUUGAUUUGGGUUUAAUUGUUUUGGGUGCAUUGGUGAACGCAUAUGCAAUCAGUUUUUGUUAGAUUGAAAACAUUUGUCUUAAUUAGAAGCUUAAGAAAGAUCCGACUUCUACUAUUGGAACCUUAACAUUGAAAACUGAUUAUGGACGACACCUUAAUAUCUGCCUUGGCUCUUAAAGUUGCACAUUUAUGAAUGACUUACUAGCUAAUGUUGUUUUUAAUAAAAAAGAUGAUUUUUG